GUUUUGAAAAUUCAGUUGGCGUUCGACCAGCAAAUGCAACGAACGGUUUACAGCGGCAAAGCGGAUCACAAAAUAACCGAAGCAAAUACAAAACUUCAACUUAAGUAACAAGUAAUGAUAAAGCAAAGCACACGUUUGAGCGCUCAAAAGUGCAGGCCCAUAUAAGCGCGUGUGAAUUGCAGAAAGCCAAGAGAAAAAAGGUGAAAUUGAAAAAGUGCUAAUAGUGAAUGUGAAUUAAAAGUGUUAAAAACUCAUUUUGGCUUGCUGGAAAUUUGAAAACUCUUAGUGACUUGGUGGUGUCCAAGCAGCCGUUUUGGGCAAUAACACGUCUCAAUUAACACGUGUGUGUUGCUGGUGUUGUUGGCUUUUUUCAGCCAACUUCUCUCGCUGCUGCUUUGAAAAGCAUUUCAGCAGUACUUAAUUUAAAAUGAAAUGCAACAACACACUAAAUGGUAUAUAAAGAAAUAGAUUUGACAAAUUUCACUUUGCAAAACAACAACAACAAAUUAUCAAUUUCAAUGCCAAGUAGCGUGAAUACUCAAAGCGGAAAUAUAUUUGUGCAAAUCAGCUAAAACUAAAUUAGUACUGAAAUCUGCCACAAUUGUGAUUUCCAAAACAAAAAAAAGGAAAAAUAAAAUAAAUACAAAUACAAAAAUAGAAAUAAAAGACCAAACAAAAGUUGGCAAGCAAAUAAAUUUGAAAAGCAUAACGUAAAAUCAACACCCACAAGUCGAGCAAGUGCAAUGAACAAAUCGAUGCAUUGAGCACCGAAAGAAGACAUUAGUCAUCGGCUCAUCGAAAAUACUAACAUAUAUAGCAGUUAUACCGUUGUGAGAUCUUUCUAUAUAUACAUAUAUAAAUAAACAAGUGAAUGACAUAAAAAUUAAAACAAUUGGCAUUACCGGAAGAGCAUAUGCAAAGCCGAACAAACUACAAGUGAAAAAGUGAAAAUUAUGAUGGGACAAACACUUUGAAAACCUGCACUCUCCGCAGCAUUCAAAGAAACAAGACUCGCCACUUGAGCACACGAAAAUCGCAUAAAUUACAAAACAGUGAAAAUGUGCAAAAUCGCACGGUUUAUGAAAUCCGUUACAAAUACAACAAAUACAAUGCAUACGCUAACAUUUCUCAAAUCCAAUUACAAAUACAAGCGCAGAGUCUACACGAGCAUGACGCAUACGCACGCAACGUCAAGAGUGCGCCAACCACAGCGGCGCGCUGCAGCCGCGGAGGCAGAGGCAGAAGACCGCUGCGCUAAUGCCAAAAAUACAUUAAAUAAUGCAAUUAAUCAAAUAAUCAACACUAAACGAAUUACAUGUGAAAUUAAAUUAAUAUUUAAAUUAUUUAUUUUGUUCGUCGGCCAAUUGCUGACGUACACACCUUGCCAUACGCGCGACGGCAGACGCCCGAGUGACAGCGUGGCGCUAACGCAGAGCCGCCAAGUCAUCGGUGGCGGUGGCGACGGCGGCAGCUUUGAUGACACGAGCCAUCAACGGCGAAAUUAUGAUAAAGUGUCAACCGGGCGAUGCCAAAUAGCGCAGCGUCUCCAUCAAUGGACACAAAGACAGAUGCGUCAACAUGACAGCCAAACUCGGCUAGCGCCGCCACAGCAACAACAAAAGCAGCAGCAACAACAGCAACAGCUAUGUUUAUAUGCGCGCAGUUUGGCGUAUAAUCAAAGCAGCCGUCGCUGCAAUGACAGCAAUUGGCAAGAUUUAUCGCCGGUGGUCGCGCAGCUGUCAGCAAAAGCAACGGCAACAACAACAACAGCAGCAGUAGCAACAAUGCUGCAACGGUGGCACACAUCGUCUGGCAGCGCCAGGAAUGGACGCAUUAAUGUGCUCUCAACACUGGCGGCAAUAUUAUUUAUGGCAUUGGCAUUCAAUGCGACGCCUCUUGUUGAUGCCGGCGCCUGCUGGCGUUCGUCACAAAGUAAUGGCAAAUGUAGCGAGAUUUACUUGCGGAACAGCACCAAAGCCGAGUGUUGCCGUUAUCCGGAGCUCUUCUACACGGAUCGUGAUGUUACCGAUGUAGAGUUCUUCUUCACAACAACCGUUGGUGAUGGAAUGACCUGUUCACCUUGUGCGCUAAGUUGCAAGAGCAUGCAAUGCGGUUGGAAUAAGAAGUGUGUCAAGCGCAAGGGCCGUCCGAAGUGUGUCUGCGCACCGGAGUGCGGCGCGGCCAAGCGACAUAAGCAAAGGGGGCAACCGAAGAUUUAUCGUGGACACGAACCACACAGUGAACAGUUGCGAAUGAAUAGACACAUUGUGACUGGCGCUUUCGGUGUUGGCGGUAAAGAAGCCGUUGAGGGCGACAGCGCUUCGGCUUUCUUCAACGAAGGCAAAUCGCCACGCGACAUACGUAGUUUAAGUAGCGAAAUUACAAAUGUUAAUUUAGGUGUUGAACACCAAAUGCAAAUGCAAAUACAAAAUCAAAACCAAAACCAAAGAAAACUGAUUCUAAUGCAAAGUCAAAGCCAACAGAAGCCUCAGUUAAGUAGACGUGUAGAGAAACCGGGAAGACUUUUAAUAACGGCCAAUGUCGAACAUGACACCGAGAAACCCGUCCAACAGCGUAUACAGAUUAUUAGUAAUGUAAGGAUGAAUAGCAGAAAACAUCACAACCACUUUAAUCGUGAUAAUUUCGAUGAUGAAUUCAACGACGAAGACGAUGACGACGAAAACAACGAAGACGACGAGGACAAUGAUGAGGAUGCUGCUGAUGAUGCGGAUGCUGAUGCGCAUAAUGAAGAUACUCUUGAUAUUGAUGAUGAUUUGGGUGAUUGGUUGGAUGACGUCGUCGUUGGCGCGGAAGAAUCAACGGGCAAUCAUCGGCGUAGUAGCGAUGAUUCAACAAGAACCCCGUUGGAGUCACGAAGAAGCUUCAAUUUGCCGUCUAGACAUAAAGCAAAUAAAAAUUCAAAUCACAACAAGAAGCGAAGACAACAUGAAAAUGAAAUGGAGCUCGGCAAGCGCCAGCAGGAGAACAGCAACAACAACAAUUUCGCCAUAAUAAAACGUUUCCAACUGGCGGCGGCUGCAGCAGCAGCACAGCCAUCCGCGAGCGCUUCAAAUGCCAGACGGCUCGAGAACGCACCAAAUCACGAGGAGGUGUUGCUGCCACCAGGCGAUACGGUGAAUGUUAAUAGUGCCAGCAACAGCAACAGCAACAAUGGCAACUACAAUGGCAAUAAAGGCAAAGGUAAGCACAACAUUGACGGCGGUAGACAACAACGUGAACGUCAUCACCAUCAGCAACGCAAACGCAAACAUCAGAAGCAACAACAACAACAACAACAGCAGCAACAACAGAAUGGCCAUCAGCACAAUCAUCGCGCACACAAGAAACACAAGAAGCUAAAGGAUCACAAUGCUAACAACAAUGACAACAAUGUGCGCACGCGUACAUCAUCGUCUGCAACAUCCUCGUCGGGCGCGCAGCACAACAACGAUAACAUAGCAACAACAACAACAGCGGCGGCAUCACAAACGCCCAUAAUACCAACAACAACAACGACAAUGGAGUGGCAGACAACAGCUGCUACCACUCCCGUAAAUUCCAUGUCGCCGUCUGAUGAUCGUCGUUUAUUAAAUCACGGAAGUCAUAUUGCAAAAUCAUCGCCGUCGUCGCCGGUGAGAAUGCAAAAAACCGGCGCAUCGUCUGAGGCAUUUUUCGGUGUUGGUGCCGGUGCCGAUGCUGUUGGUGUUGGUGUUGUCGAUGGAGGUGUUGCUGCUGAAGUUGGCAAAUCAUCUCUUAAUUCGGAUGACUCGACACUACUGGAUGGCAUAUACGAGGAUUUCAAUGUCUACGGAUUCCCGAAUCGCCAAUUUGAAGUAGCGGUAGAAAAUUUUCAUGGUCCACACCCUGUUUGUGGUACAGAUGGUCGCACUUACAAUACGGAAUGUCAGUUGAAGAAGCGCGCUUGUCGCACCAAUAAUCCAACGCUGGCUGUUGCAUAUCGCGGACAUUGUCGAACAUCAUGUAACGGCGUGAAAUGUCUCAACGGUCAAACAUGCGUCGAAGAUCAAUACACAAUACCCCAUUGUAUUGCUUGUAAAAUUGAUUGCCCCGACGACGAUGCGGCCGCCAUUGCAGCGCUGCCAAUCGAUCCGACGCGCGCAGUCUGCGGUGUCGAUGGCAAGACGUAUCGUAGUGUUUGUGAUAUAAAUCGAAUGAUUUGCAAAAGUGGACGGUCAGUUGCUGUCGCUUAUCCGGGACCAUGUCGAGAUGAUCGUCCGACUUGCAGCGAAAUCAACUGCGGCCGCAAGCACACCUGCCUGGUGGAUUUGCUGACGCUGGAGCCGCGCUGUGUCUCCUGCAGCUACAAAUGCGCUCGCAAACGUCGACCAACGUCGCUGCGCUUUGAGGAGGGCAAAAUAUGUGGCGUCAACAAUCGCACAUACAAUUCGUGGUGUGAAUUGCGGCGCGAUUCGUGCAACACCGGCUUUCUCAUCGAUGUCAAAGCACCGGGCGAAUGUCAUUAAAAAUGGAAAACGGUAAAAUGACGAUUAUUUUGAAAGCGAAAAGGCGAAAUGUGAAGUGUAAAACGGCAAAAAUAAAUGCGAAAUAUCUAUGUUUAGUUGUUAAGUAGAAGGCUUUUAGAACAAAAUUUGUAGUACUAAAUUCACCAACACACAUGCAUACACACACCUACAUACACCUAUACAUAUAUAUAUAUAUAUAUAUAUAUGAAUUAAACAACAUUAGUUUGUCUUCCAAGCAGCAUAUCUCCAAUUAAGCAAAACCCUUUUGUGCCGUUAAGCCCUCGUCAAUUUGUUCGUUUUCCACAUUAGUCCUUAGAUGCUUCCAAAGAAAAUGUAUGUUUCAAUGUCACACAUACAUACAUACAAACAUCGAUAUUGCAAAUUUUUAAUUUAUUUAUAAUAGUGUGUAGUAGAGGAAAAGCUUCGUUUAGCAAGUGUUUGCAUAACUAACGACGCUGUAAUUACAUAAGAUAGCCAAUUUAGAUUUACAAUGGCAUAUAAAUGCUUGACACACAUACAUACACGGAUACAUAUAUGAAAAUAAAUAAUUAAUUCAAAUAAAUAUGUAUGUGUAUAUAAAACACUUAUAUACUUACUUAAACACACUUAACCGUAAAUCUUAUAGAAGAAAACAGCAAGAACAUAUCUUUAGAGGCUUUUAAAAUAAGCAUGCAUACAUAAAUACUUAUAUCAGACACACACACACACACAUAGAAACACAUAAAAAUAAAUUUCUAUAAAAUAUACAUACAUACAUAUAUACAUAUUUGUUUAGCAUAAAUAAAUUGGUAGUUUAAAAGAAAUCUAUAGCGUAUUAUUAAAUAAAUUAACUUAUUAAUUAACAUAUUAAUUAUUAUUAUUAUAAAAGAAAUAUUAUUAUUAAAUGUCAGUGUUGAAUUAUUAUUGAUGCUAGUACACAUACAUUAUACAUAUACAUAUACCUAUAUACUUAUACACAUACACACAUGCAUAGCUAUAUGAACAAAUAUACAUACAAUCACACACACACACACACACAUACAUAUAUACAUAUAAACACACACGAUUGUAUUAAUUAACACUUAAUUACAUUUUAAUUAACUGACUGAUAGAUUAACCGCAAUAAAUUAGUGUGAAAUUGAAUUGAUUGUUGACAGUUGUAAUUUAAAUUAGUGCAAGCAAAAGUAACUUUAUUAUUAUUAUAUACUUAUAUGUAUGCGUGCAUAUGUAACACUUAUUUGCAUAAAUAAAUAUAUAAAUAAAUAAAUAAAAAUAUACAAACAUACAUUAACUAACCCAACUCUCUAUGUGCGAAUAUUAAAGAAAUUUAAAUAAAGAAAUUA
This is a messenger RNA of Zeugodacus cucurbitae (melon fly), 5806 nucleotides long. RefSeq lists its product as uncharacterized. Gene Ontology annotation, biological process: anatomical structure development. The record is from RefSeq and is a predicted model, not a curated record. Lineage: Eukaryota; Metazoa; Arthropoda; Insecta; Diptera; Tephritidae. Gene Ontology annotation, molecular function: calcium ion binding; protein binding; extracellular matrix binding. The transcript is spliced from 9 exons. The coding region runs from base 1059 to 4484 and encodes 1141 amino acids.